This is a messenger RNA of Mya arenaria, 1643 nucleotides long. RefSeq names its product serine/threonine-protein phosphatase 5-like. Gene Ontology annotation, cellular component: nucleus; cytosol. The record is from RefSeq and is a predicted model, not a curated record. Lineage: Eukaryota; Metazoa; Mollusca; Bivalvia; Myida; Myidae. Gene Ontology annotation, molecular function: protein serine/threonine phosphatase activity; protein binding. The transcript has 14 exons. Bases 1 to 1509 code for a protein of 502 amino acids.
AUGGCCGACCAAAACAUGCAGGCCGGAGAAGGUGACAACAAAUCCGACGAUUCCGUAGCAACGGAUGCGAAAACGGUGUCAGAUGAAGAUGCGAAACUAGCCGAGGAAUACAAAGAUAAAGCCAAUGAGUUUUUCAAAAACAAAGACUACAGUCAAGCAGUAACAUUCUACACCCAAGCCAUUGACAUGAACCCAACUGUAGCUGCAUACUAUGGCAACAGGAGCUUUGCAUAUCUAAGGACCGAGUGUUUCGGAUAUGCUCUUACAGAUGCAAACAAGGCCUUGAAAUAUGAUCCAAAGUACAUCAAGGCAUAUUACAGAAGGGCCUCGGCUAAUAUGGCAUUGGGGAAGUUUAAACUUGCCUUGAAGGACUUUGAGACAGUGAAGAAGGUUCGUCCCAACGACAAAGAUGCAAAAGCAAAGUAUACAGAGUGUAACAAGAUAGUUAUGAUGAAUGCAUUUGCCAAGGCAAUAGCUGUGGAUGACAGCAAAUCUAUAGCAGAGACACUGGAUAUAGCAAAUAUGGCUAUAGAGGAGAACUACACUGGCCCAUGUCUGGAGGAUGGCAAGGUCACGCUGAAGUUUGUUGAGAGUCUGUUAGACACAUUCAGGGACCAGAAAAAACUACACAGGAAAUUUGCAUACCAGAUUUUACUAGAUGUGAAGAACUUGUUUAAGGAACAACCAUCAUUGGUUGACAUCACCGUGCCUCCAGGGAAGACAUUUACUGUGUGUGGAGAUAUUCAUGGCCAGUACUACGAUCUGCUCAACAUAUUUAAAAUUAAUGGCAUGCCUUCCGAGUCAAAUCCUUAUCUAUUCAACGGUGACUUUGUGGACCGAGGGUCGUUCUCAGUGGAGUGUAUAUUCACCUUGUUUUCAUUAAAACUGCUGUAUCCAAACCACUUCUUCAUGGCAAGAGGGAACCAUGAAAGUUUUACAAUGAAUCAGAUGUAUGGUUUUGAAGGGGAAGUAAAACACAAAUACACUCAGAAAAUGGCUGAACUGUUCACAGAAGUGUUCAACUGGCUGCCACUGUGUCACUGCAUUAACGAGAAGAUCUUGGUCAUGCAUGGCGGCCUGUUCAAGGAUGAGACAGUGACUCUGGAUGAUAUCAGGAAAUGCGACAGAAACCAUCAGCCACCAGAGCAAGGAGUGAUGUGUGACCUGCUGUGGUCUGACCCGCAACCCCAAUGUGGGGUGUCGGAAAGCAAGCGGGGUACAGGAACCCAGUUUGGCCCUGACAUCACAAAACGGUUUCUACAGAGGAACAAGCUUGACUAUGUCAUCCGAAGUCAUGAGGUCAAGGCGCAGGGCUAUGAGGUUGCACAUGAUGGCAAAUGCAUUACUGUGUUCUCAGCACCUAAUUACUGUGAUACGAUGGGAAACCAAGGAGCCUUUAUUACACUCAAGGGAGAAGAUCUCACACCUAAAUUCACUUCAUUUGAUGCAGUGCCUCACCCCCAAAUGAAGCCAAUGCAAUAUGCCAGCUCACUGUUUGGUCUGUUCUAGCACCACACCAUUUCUGAACAAUCAUUGUGAUAUAUGACAUUUUAAACUUGCAUUUUGUGGAUCAAAUACCUUAUUACUAUUAGGAUGAAUCAAAUGAAUUGCUAUGUCAAGUGAAUAAAUAGUUUUUAUUUGUA